Penicillium taxi is the source of this 3966-nucleotide messenger RNA. Its product is annotated as nucleoporin Nup120/160. Gene Ontology annotation, molecular function: structural constituent of nuclear pore. Gene Ontology annotation, cellular component: nuclear pore. The coding region runs from base 1 to 3966 and encodes 1321 amino acids. Lineage: Eukaryota; Fungi; Ascomycota; Eurotiomycetes; Eurotiales; Aspergillaceae. The record is from RefSeq and is a predicted model, not a curated record. The transcript is spliced from 3 exons.
AUGGCCAAAAUCUACAAGGAUACCAGGAUUGAUUUGCGACCCUAUUCACAGUCAACGGUCGCCAACGUUCAAGUCUCCAGCGAACCAAGCGCGUUUCGACGAACUCGCUUUUCAAUCUCCUCUGUCAACGAUCAACAGCCCAUCGCAAAAGACGAAGAUGAGUUUGCCCGACGGUACCUAGCCACACAAGGCACAGUCUAUUUCCGAAAGCGCAACACCUACCCGAGAACGUUCCUGUGGAGGGUCCUCAAUGAUAACAAGCGAUUGGAGAUUCAAUGCGCGGACCUGACGAAAAGCGGCACAGAGCAGUUCGAAUACAAUGUCACCUUACGGUUGAAUUUCCAGGAGCAGAUUCUUCCCUCCUGUGUCGCAUUUGCUGAUCAUGAGGACCAUGAGGUUCUCAGUGUCUUCGUGCUGACGACCACCAAACACCUUCACACCUUGUCCCUACGCCCUGAAUACUUCCGACGACCCGAAUCAAUUGAUGAUAAUGUCGCCGACUGGUGUAAAUCCUACAUCCCCGCGCCGCUAUCCUUCUCUCAUCCACACCGACUUCAUGCGAGCAGCCCGAAUGAGCUGUUCAUCUCCCUGGACAGUGGCGCACUUCUUCGCCUGACACGGAAAAAUGGAGAUGAUGGCUCUAACUGGACUCCGCUCACCUUCGAUGAACGGACAUGGGGCGCUUCGAUUCGAGGCCUCGUGAAAUGGAAUGCACCUACAUCACUUAGACAUGAUGGACGCAGCCUCGACCUGAAUGUGGCCAAUGCCAUCGCCACCACCUCCGACGAGACAUACGUUUUCGCUAUCUGCCUGAAUCACACACUGAAGAUCUGGAACCUUGCCUCCAACAAGCUGGCUGCGACCAAAGACCUUCUGGGCCGCUACAUGGACGCCGACGCAGUGCCAUACACAUUGAACCCUGCUGAAACUUCCUUCAUUCGGGUAUUCACUGCAGAGAGAUCCUUAGAUGCACACCAUCGCUUCUAUGCUGUGACAUAUUCGCCGUUUGAAGAUGGGCGUUUCAAGUUCUGGGCUAUCAAGGGAGGUCUUACGUCUGAGUUGGUCGUUGAGGAUCUUUUUGCGGAUACCGUGUUCCAACCGAAGGAUCCCGAUGCGACGGGCAAUAUGUUCUGGAGCAUCGCUGAUUUUCAAGUUAGAUCGAUGGACGAAGGAAGAGAUAUGGAGUUAUGGGUACUGUGGAGAAACCACGGCCUCUACCAACUGUAUACUCUCCACUUCGACCUUGCCUCGCUUGUGACAGAUUGGUCUACAAGCUGGGUUUCAACAACGUUUGAAACACACCGACAGGAACCACUGCCAGCACCAGUGCUCGACGAUGUCGUGGACCCGACGGAGAGGUGGCUUGCAUACCUACUGCACCCGAAUCGAUACCCAUCUGAGGUCCUGGAGACUGCUCUGGCUGUCUACCAGGAGGCUCUUAAACCUCUAUCGUCAUCUUCUGUAGUUUUGAAGAGAGAUGUGCCAUUGGCGGAAAAGCUCUGCUCUACUAUCGGAGCCACCGUUUCUUUACGAAAGUAUGGCCAAGAUGAAAUGGGAUAUACGCGGUACCGAACCGACACAGAUGCCAAGUGGCGGCAAUUCUGGCAAGUCGCGGAAGAUCUCAAUAAGCGCAGAUUUGAACCGGUUUCUCUUGCCUACGACGCCUACACCGAGCUGCCCUGGUUGCUUCUUUCCGAUGCAUGUGCUGUGAUCCGGGAAUGCAAUCCUGCCGAACUACUGCUGCAUAACUCUAGCUCUGAGCUCACCGAUGAUAAACCAAAGAUAGCUGAUCGCUGGAGGCACCGAAAUUUGGGCACUGAGCUUGGACCUGUCUAUCCGCAAGCCUCCGCAUUGAUGAAAGUUGCUGCUGAUUUCAGAAAGCGGUUUUCUCCAGAGUUGGAGGCAGCGUGUCGGGCUGCCCUCGAGAUGGAAAUUUUUAAUGCCUCUUCUUCAUCGAUUGAAGACCGUAUGGAUGCCUUCCGCGACCGGUGCGAGUUCACAGACCGAGUUUCGAACAAGAAUUUUGACACCUUAAUUGCUGCUUUGAACGAGGAGCUGAAUGCCGAUCAUCUACCAAGUGAAGUCUUUUGGGCCAUCAUACAUACCGUUCCUCGAAAGUUCAAUGCCAAAGACUCGGAAAUCCUUUCAACUUACUUCGGGGCCCGAGUUUUUGCCAGCGGUGCUCUAGAGACAAUUCUCCUCACACGUCGGACUCUCUACGACCUGUUAAUCUUGGUUACAUUUGUGGAUGGUGAGGUUGAUCAGACUAGUGGCAAUUUCGAUGCCAUCGACCUUUUUUCGAGACUUAUUGAUCUUCUGCGCGAAUACGAAAUGAUGUACUGGCUAAGCUCCAAUGUUCGAAAGUGUACUACUGACCAUCCUGCCCAUGCGGAUGCCUCGAGUUCGGUAUUUUCGUUGAAGGACACCAAGUCGAAGAAUAACAAUCAGCGGACAACGACAAUUCUUGAGGAUCUCUUUGUCGCACCCAUCAAGCCUCGCCAAUCUAUCGAGCAGCCCCAGACCUAUACAAUCACACUUGGCAUCCAGGAUGUUCUGGCCUGGGUCAUUCGACAUGGCGAGGUGGCCUCUUCGAACGCGCUGGCUUACAUCCAGUGCGACCUCAUCGCUAAUAACAACAUUGAUCUUGCAUGGGACUUCCUUCGCUUCCAAUCUACCACUCCAUGGGCGACGUAUGUCAAGGGUCGCUUGUACGUGGCGAUGUCGGAGUUUGACACUGCAGCUAUCUACUUCGGCAAGGCAGCACAUGGUCUUUCAUGCGGCAAACCCCUGGGUAACCUGUACGAAAUGUCAUCGACUCUUUUGGAUCUCGUUUCUGUCAACUCCUUCCAUGAUGGCAUUCCGAAAUAUUUCCAGCACAUUCUUUCAAUAUUCGAGCAGGCCCGAUCCUUUUCACACGUCGCAGAUUUCGCCAGUCAAGCACUACAAAUGCUCGAAGCCGAAUCAUUUAACGACCGUCACUCAGAGCACGACAUCAUGCGAGCGGAUCUGCUUUCGCGUCUCUUCCAUGCUUCUCUCAAGACUUGUCAAUUCGACCAGGCCUAUUCUGCGCUGGCUCGAUACCAUGAUCUUGCCCUGCAAAAGUCCGCGCUCACCUUACUCAUCACCACUGUUCUCACUACCUUCGGGCCCGGUACCGCCGGUAUCAAGCAAAUUCUCCGCUUCCCUACAGCUACUGUGCCCAAUAUCGCCUCUCACAUCGAUGAAGUUCUUGUGUCGCUUGCACGGAAACAGAGCGCGUUCAGCUCAUGGUUGGACAUUGACCACAGCGAGACCGACGGCUCACCUGACUACCAUCGCAUUUUGCAAGCAUAUCGUAUCGCCCGGAAUGACUACCGUGGCGCUGCUGAAAUUGCUUACCGCAACGUUCAACGACUGCGCAAGGCACGUGAUGCCCCGGUCUCUACUAUCGUCCGCAGAGGCAAGAAGGAAGUCGAGGAAGUACCAGAAGACGAUCCCGAAAGCCAGGAGAUUCGCCAUGAGCUCUUGUCCUUGAUCAACCUCCUCGCUUCGGUUGAUCCGAGUGAAUCAUACAUUCUUGUUGAGACUGGGCCAUUGGCAUCGUUUGGUGGCAAUGAGGCUAUUCCAACCCCAUUGGCACACAGAGCUUCAAAGACAGACGACGACGGAAAUGUGUUCAUGGAAGAUUCAGGAAUACUCGACUCUCCCUCCGUCCGUGCCAGCCAUAAACGCUCUUCCAGUAUCGCGUCCUACAAUUCUGGUCGUCGAGGCAGUCGUUCUCCAGUUGUUGGACGAAAUGUGUCGUUCAAGCCUACCUCCCUUGAUCAACCCCAGGAGCGUGUCAUUGUUACCCUCGAACACCUUCGUCGUGAAUAUCAGUCGGAACUAGACCGCGUCAGCCGAAUUGAACGUGGUGAUUGGGAGUUUGGCAUGCUAGAUGAUGAGGAGAGGGACCUCGAUGAGGAUGAAACAAUGAUUCUAUCGUAA